CCUCCUUUGGCGGGUGGGAACGCGGCGGCGGCGCGGCAAAGGCGGACUCCACACCGAGUGCCGAAGAUCGAUUGAGCGGCUGCGGGGAGCGGCGGGGAACACUGGCCACCUGCCCGCCCUCCGCACGGACACCGACACCUGCUAGCCGCGGCUGCAGCCACGCAGACCAGCCACGGCACGCUGCGCCAUUCUGGUCGCCACUCUCUCGCCAUCUCUCACCCUCUCACCACCACCACAUCCCACCUCAGUACACCACCCACACUCUGAGCACACCAUGUCCGCGAACCUCUCCUUCAACAACGGCGGCAAGUCGACCGUGCAGACGGGCCUGUUCAUCAACAACAAGUUCCAGCCGGCGCUCGACGGCAAGACGUUCGGCGUCGUGAACCCCGCGACGGGCGAGGAGAUCGCGCAGGUCAGCGAGGCCAGCGCCAAGGACAUCGACGUCGCCGUCAAGGCCGCGCGCAAGGCCUACGACGAGGUCUGGGGCGAGCGCACGCCCGCGGCGCAGCGCGGCAAGCUGCUCAUGAAGCUCGCCGACCUCGUCGAGAAGCACAACGACGAGCUGGCGUCGAUCGAGUCGCUCGACAACGGCAAGGCCUUUUCGAUUGCCUCGUCGUUUGACGUGCCCAGCGUCGCGGCCAACCUGCGCUACUUUGGCGGCUGGGCCGACAAGAACACGGGCCAGACGAUCGAGGUCGACUCGUCGGCCGACUUCCACUACACGCGCCACGAGCCCAUCGGCGUGUGCGGCCAGAUCAUCCCGUGGAACUUCCCGAUCCUCAUGUUCGCGUGGAAGAUUGCGCCCGCGCUCGCCACGGGCAACACCGUCGUGCUCAAGACGGCCGAGCAGACGCCGCUCUCGGCGCUCAAGAUGGCCGAGCUCAUCGUCGAGGCCGGCUUCCCGCCGGGCGUCGUGAACAUCGUGUCGGGCUUCGGCCCCGUCGCCGGUGCCGCCAUCAGCGCGCACAUGGACAUCGACAAGGUCGCGUUCACGGGCUCGACGCUCGUCGGCCGCAACGUCAUGAAGGCGGCCGCCUCGUCGAACCUCAAGAAGGUCACGCUCGAGCUCGGCGGCAAGUCGCCCGUCAUCGUCUUCGGCGACGCCGACCUUGACCAGGCCGUCGGCUGGGCCGCGUUCGGCAUCUACUUCAACCACGGCCAGUGCUGCUGCGCCGGCUCGCGCGUCUUUGUCGAGGAGAGCGCGUACGACGAGUUCAUGCAGAAGCUCUCGGCCAAGGUCAAGCAGGUGCAGGGCAUGGUCGGCGACGCCUUCGACAAGAACACCUUCCAGGGCCCGCAGGUCUCGCAGCUGCAGUUCGACCGCAUCAUGGCGCACAUCGAGAGCGGCAAGAAGGACGGCGCCACGCUCGUCUCCGGCGGCGCGCGCCACGGCGACAAGGGCUACUUCAUCGAGCCCACGAUCUUCACCGACGUCAAGCCCGACGCCAAGAUUGCGCAGGAGGAGAUCUUCGGCCCCGUCCUCGUCGUCUCCAAGUUCACCGACGAGGCCGACCUGCUCAAGAAGGCCCACGACACCAUGUACGGCCUCGCCGCCUCGGUGCACACCCUCAACAUCAAGAAGGGCAUCUCGGUGGCGCACAAGCUCAAGGCUGGCACGGGGAUCAACCAGCACAACCAGCUCACUCCUCAGGUUCCGUUCGGCGGCUACAAGGCCUCGGGUAUCGGCCGCGAGAUGGGCCAGUACGCCCUUACGAACUACACCAACGUCAAGGCCGUGCACCUCGCCCUCGACAAGCAGGCGCCCAUCUAAGCCGCCUCGCGCCAGGCCUCGCCGCCGCGUUCCCUUUCGCUCAUGUCUCGUCCACACAUGUCCCGUCCGUCACGUCUGAUGCCCCCGCAUCGCCAUCUGCGAUGCGGCCGUUCCCAAUGUCUUCUGUUCCCUUCCACACACGCCACACCUGUCGCGUCCGAUGCGCUCCCUCGCGAAUGCCACCGUGUCUGC
This is a messenger RNA of Tilletiopsis washingtonensis, 1966 nucleotides long. RefSeq names its product aldehyde dehydrogenase. The transcript has 4 exons. The record is from RefSeq and is a predicted model, not a curated record. Bases 275 to 1774 code for a protein of 499 amino acids. Gene Ontology annotation, molecular function: aldehyde dehydrogenase (NAD+) activity. Lineage: Eukaryota; Fungi; Basidiomycota; Exobasidiomycetes; Entylomatales.